Emiliania huxleyi CCMP1516 is the source of this 1896-nucleotide messenger RNA. RefSeq lists its product as hypothetical. The coding region runs from base 1 to 1896 and encodes 631 amino acids. Lineage: Eukaryota; Haptophyta; Isochrysidales; Noelaerhabdaceae. The record is from RefSeq and is a predicted model, not a curated record. The transcript is spliced from 11 exons. Gene Ontology annotation, cellular component: membrane. Gene Ontology annotation, molecular function: ABC-type transporter activity.
AUGUGUACCCUCCCGUCACGGCAGGGCGCCGGACCGCUCGUCGGCGCCGUCUGCCUGCUGCCGCGGCUCUCGAAGUGCCGCUUGCACUCCUCCGUCGCCGCUGUGCUUGCACGCCUGAGGUGGGCCGGAUCCGCGCCCGUCGCCGAUUACGUGGUCGCGGCGCUCCGCCGCUUCGCGGACCGCGGCCGCACCCUCGCCUGCACCAUCCACCAGCCGCGCGCCGAGACGUUCCGGCUCUUCCACCAGCUGCUGCUGGUCAAGGCGGGCGAGACGAUGUACUGCGGGCCGGUGGCGCAGGCGACGGCCCUGGCGGGGACGGUGCCAGUGGACUCGCAGGUGCCCGACUUUCUUCGCGGCUGCGGCGUGCAGUGCCCGCCGUCGGUGAACCCCGCCGAUGUGGUCGUCGACCUCACGCACACCAAGGAGGCGGACGCGGACGAGGACGGCGGCGAGGCGGUCGACUUGGUGGCGCGCUUCGCAGAGCGCGAGAUCGAGGCGGAGAUCGACUCGGUCGAGAUCGGCCGCCAUCCCGCGCUGGCGGACCUGGCGGCCCAGUCGCUCAAGGCGCCGCAGGAGGAGGAGGGGCGCGGCGGCUGCUGCGGCGGCGGCGGCGGCGGCGGCUACCCAAACCCGCUGCUGCACCAGGUCGGUGUGCUCGUGCGGAGGCAGUGGACGCUGGACUUGCGCGACUUCGGGUACAAGUUCACUUGGGUCCUCAACGGCUUCGUGCUCGCCCUGAACGCCUCCACGUACCUCCUCGUCGCGCAGGCCCGCUCACCCAGCCCGCCGCUCGACGCGCAGCCCGCCUCCGUCUACCGCGACGACAUGGGCUGCUCGGCGAGCCUCGGUAGCGGCGACGGGGUGCAGGGGUGCGUCUGCCACUUGGACAUGGCAGACAGCGCCGACGGCGGAUACACCGUGGCCGACGACGCGCUGGUGGCGCGCACCAACGUUGACUUUGCGCACCGCGGCCUCCUCUUCCUCCCCUACCUCCAGAGGCACCUCGCCUGGCUGGUCAAGCUCGGGCUCACCGCGGCGCUCAAGGCGCUCUUCUACACGCCCUGCUUCUACUUCCUCGGCCAGCUCCGCCUCGACGCCACGGCCUACCUCGCCGCCGCCUUCGCCACCGGCGGGAUGGGCUUCGCCGGCUCCGCGGUCGCCAUGCUCAUCACCACGCUCAUGCCCGGGCUCGGCGCCGCCACCACCGCCUUCGGCUGCGCGGUGCUCCUCUACCAGAACGUCUGCGGCUUCUUCCUCCCGAUCGCCGCCAUCCCGCCCUACCUGCUGUGGCUCGCCUGGUCGUCCGUCUUCACGUACGGCUACUACGCAAUCAUCAACUCGCAGCAGCUCGGCACCGUCAUGACGGGCGCCGGCGAGAACGUCGAGGACCGGCUCGUCUUCGCCUUCUGCUUCGUCCUCUACGCGUGGUGCUUCCUCUUCCACGGCGUCGCCUACGCCAUCACUCGCGCCUACUCCUCCCACCACGCAACCUACCUGGGCCCCGACGGGCCGCGCAGCGCGCAGACCCGACGCGCGGCCGCCGCCGCCGCCGCGGCGGGUGGCGGCGCCGCCGCCGCCCCGUCGCCGUCGCCACCGCUCGGCGCGACGGCCGCGAUCGCGGACUUGCGCCCCCCUCCGGUGACGCCGCCCGACGAGCUGCCCUCCGCUCCACCGACGCCAAAGUCAAGCAGCAAGCGGCGGGGCGGGCUCGCCACGCCGGCGUCGGCCACGUCGACGCCGUCGCGCUGGAGCAAGGUGCGCGACGUCGUCGCCGGCGCCGACACGUCACGCGGCGACGGCGCCGCGGCGCUGCGCGGGCAGUACCCUCUCUCGCCGCUGCGGAGGACGCUGGACCAGGCGCGCGCGCGGCUGGUGUUCGUGCAACGGCGGCGCUGA